Molecule: messenger RNA, 1692 nt
Organism: Lithohypha guttulata
Lineage: Eukaryota; Fungi; Ascomycota; Eurotiomycetes; Chaetothyriales; Trichomeriaceae
Exons: 1
Coding region: 1-1692 (563 amino acids)
Biological process (GO): basic amino acid transport; transmembrane transport
Cellular component (GO): fungal-type vacuole membrane
Molecular function (GO): basic amino acid transmembrane transporter activity
Source: RefSeq, a predicted model, not a curated record
AUGACCUCCUCUCAAGCACCUCGAGAGCGCAAUGGCUCAGAAACAACACCACUACUAUCUAGAUCAUCAACGGCUUACGACGGCGAGACGCAACUCGUCAAGCAAGAUGGCCGAAUUAAAGUUAGCAAGGCUCGUGGAAUAGCAAUCGCCUCGUCUAUGUUCGUUCUCAUCUUCAUUUUGACAUGCAGUGUCUCUUUGAUGACUACCAUUCAAUCACCCAUCGCCGAAGAGCUCAACGCGUCGAGUGAGGUUACGUGGUUCAACGCAGCAUAUCUAAUUGCUGUAACAAGCUUGACGCCAAUAUCCGGAAAACUCUGUCAGAUCUUCACGCCUCGGGUAUACCUGUUCGCUUCAAUUAUCGUACAAGCAGUUGGAUUGCUGAUUACUUCGGGAGCACAUAAUAUAGCUACUUUCCUCACGGGACGCGCGGUUUGUGGCAUUGGCAGUGCAGCUGUUACGCCAGUGUCGUUCAUUCUGGUCACUGCUCUAGUGCCGCCGCCACGGCGCGGUCUGUUCUUCGGCCUGAUCAAUACAGGAUACACAUCUGGACUGGCUUGUGGCGCGAUCAUUGCUGGCGCACUUGAGCCACGACUCGGAUGGAGAGCUAUCUUCUGGAUGCAGAUACCUUUCAGCGUUGCUGCGGUAAGCGUUGCGCUUGCCAUGAUCCCUAGGGGUGAGAAGACGGACACCACUGGAGAAGAAAGCAUAAGGACGAAGUUAGCACGCAUCGACUUCUUCGGAGUAUUGACCCUGGUCACCACUCUCAUCCUACUGCUUUAUACACUAUCUGCCACAAAGAUCGACCUCAGGGCGGUGUUCUUGUCUAUCGGAAUGCUCAUAUUAUUCAUCUUAGUCGAGUCAAGAUGGGCAGCUGAUCCUAUUGUUCCACCUUCAGUCAUGCGAUCUCGAGCCAAUGUAUUCUCGGGAAUAGCAACUGUAGGAGUCAUGACAGCUCGAUGGGGAGUUCUAUUUUACACACCUGUGUACGCCAUUGCAGUGCGAGGCUGGCUUCCCUCAGCUGCAGGUGCUCUUCUGGUUCCGACGAACGCUGGUUUUGCUCUAGGAGGCUUGAUAGUGGGUUGGCUGCAUAUCAGGAGGGCAGGGUCAUUUUACUUGCCUACCGUGGUCUCCUUCGUGCUGUUCGUGGUGGUUCACUUUGGGGUUUCCCAAUUGGUUACGACUGAAUCGCCUCUCUGGCUGUUCAUCAUAGCUUUGUUCCUCAAUGGCUUUGUGGUUGGUGCACUAUUGGUAUAUUCUUUGGCUCACCUAUUACAUCUUACAUUACCAUCUCAGCACGUUAUCGUCAUACCCUUCAACGCAACCUUUCGCAGCUUCUCUGGAUCAUUUGGUGCCGCUAUCACUGGAGGCUAUUUCCUACGCACGCUUUCCCGCAAUCUGCACAGCGGUUUCAAAGCAAUUGGUAUGCCACACAACGGGGAGCUCGUACGAAGACUGCUCGGAAGCCCUCAACUCGUGCAAAGGCUCAAUGGCGAUGAAAAGCAAGUUGCAAUCGAUGCAUAUACAGCGGCUCUCAAGGCUACCUUCCUGGGUGGCGUUGGUUUGGCUAUCGUUAUGACAGCAGUCCAGGCAGGUGUUGGCUGGGUUGCUCCUGAAGAGGACAGUCACAAACUCGGGCGCGACGACUCGGACGCUAUAACACAGGUACUGUCGCGGGAAGCUGCCACGGGGUAA